Rubroshorea leprosula is the source of this 667-nucleotide messenger RNA. Lineage: Eukaryota; Viridiplantae; Streptophyta; Magnoliopsida; Malvales; Dipterocarpaceae. The record is from the annotation of a GenBank genome assembly.
CACUCCAUAACUCAGCCACUGACUUCUCCUGCUCCUAGUUAAAAAGUGUUUAACAAGUUUCUAUUCCCAGUAGCUGCCAUGGCUUCCUCUCUGACCCUCAAGCUUGCAUGCGCAGUGCUUCUGUGCAUGAUCCUGAGCGCACCCGUGGCACAGGCAAUAACUUGUGGUCAGGUUUCAUCCUCCCUUGCCCAGUGCAUAAACUACAUUAAAGGCUCCGGAUCUCUGCCUUCAGGUUGCUGUGCUGGCAUCAAGUCUCUCAACUCAGCUGCCAAGACCACCGCCGACCGUCAAACUGUAUGCAACUGCUUGAAGACCCUCGCCAGUGCCGUCUCUGGUAUCAACUACAGCAUUGCUGCUGGGCUUCCUGGCAAGUGUGGAGUCAGCAUUCCUUACUCUAUCAGCCCCAACACUGACUGCUCAAAGGUGAAGUGAGAAACUGAGGAGGGAAGUUACAGCUUAAGGAUAUAUAAUAAUAGAAGGAUAAAAAUAAUAAAAUGGAUGUAGAAAAUCCAUUGGAUGAGUCUCCCUUAGGAGCCAUGUUAUCCUAUUUUGUCCUAUGUACUGAGGUCGCUUGUAGGGCGACCGUAAUCUCUAUGUAAUACAUAGCCAUCUUAUCCCAUCAUUUCACUUUCUUUUCUCUCAUAUGGUCUCGUUAACUAUCUAGUAU